AUGGUAGUAUAUUCGUGGGCGUGUGUGUGCUGCAUCGCCAUUGCAGCUCUAUCGUGCUCCACUACGUGUCGGCAGCACGACUGGGACGCGCUCAACGGCAUGAGAGCAAUGCACUACAAGACCUUUGACUGUACACCGGCUUCCAUCGGCCUCCAUGCAGUGAACAUCUUCCUGGCUGUGCUUGAGCUCAUUCUCGGUUUUGUGGUCUCCAUUCUCAGCUGCUGUGGACUCUGCACCAUGCGCCGCCCGGCGGCACAGACAGUGAUCUACGCUGCAGGUCCGGUUCCCGGUGGAGCAGAAGGAAACAUUGUCAUCAUGCAGGGAAUCACAGGUGCCCAGGGGAGCCAACCGCAGAUGUUCUUGGCGCAGAACCCAGGUGCCGCAGGCGCACCUGUGCAGGUGUUCUACCCCGCCCAGCAGGCGCCACCUGCGUACCAGGUGGACCCAGGUGCGGCGUCAGGUGCUCAUGACGAGAAGAAAGGUCCCCUACCUGCUGGUUCCGUGUUUGUCAUGGCGUGCGCGUACGAACCUCGCGUGGUGCGUGGACUGGGCUGGACCCUGGUCGUCCUGGGAUGCCUCAGUGUGACGCUAGGGGUCGCUGCCGACAUCGCCUUCGCCGACCACCGCACCCCGUUCCACUUCUUCAGCGCACCUGUCUGGAGCGGGCUGCUGGUUCUUACGGCAGGCAUUCUGGGUAUUUUAAGCGCUAAGAAACCAACAAAUAAAUGCCUGGUUGUAGCGUUCUUGGUGGUGGGCGUGAUCGUCAUCGUGAUGUGUGUGCUCUGCAUCGCCUUCGCGGCCCUGGGGAUCGUGCUGAACCACCACGUACCCCAUCUCUGUGGGCAUUUCGACUGGGACGCUUACAAUGCCACUCGGGCACUCAAUGUGAGCUACCCGAACCCGUUCUUGGAUCCUAAAUUCGGGGACUACCAGACUUUUGACUGCACACCGCAUUCCAUCGGCCUCCAUGCAGUGAACAUCUUCCUGGCUUUGCUCGAGAUCAUUCUCGGUUUUGUGGUCUCCAUUCUCAGCUGCUGUGAAAUGUGCACCAUCCGCCGUCUGGCGGCACAGGUUGGUACUGCAGAUGGAACACUGAAGCUUAGACAUUAG
This is a messenger RNA of Branchiostoma belcheri (Belcher's lancelet), 1110 nucleotides long. RefSeq lists its product as uncharacterized. Gene Ontology annotation, cellular component: membrane. The transcript has 8 exons. The record is from RefSeq and is a predicted model, not a curated record. Lineage: Eukaryota; Metazoa; Chordata; Leptocardii; Amphioxiformes; Branchiostomatidae. Bases 1 to 1110 code for a protein of 369 amino acids.